This is a messenger RNA of Abrus precatorius (Indian licorice), 1761 nucleotides long. RefSeq lists its product as uncharacterized. NCBI's taxonomy places the organism in Eukaryota, Viridiplantae, Streptophyta, Magnoliopsida, Fabales, Fabaceae. Gene Ontology annotation, molecular function: transmembrane transporter activity. The transcript has a single exon. Bases 1 to 1761 code for a protein of 586 amino acids. Gene Ontology annotation, cellular component: membrane. The record is from RefSeq and is a predicted model, not a curated record. Gene Ontology annotation, biological process: transmembrane transport.
AUGAAGAGCUUCACCUACCAUCUCCUCACUGGCCGUUGGUUCAUGAUCUUUGCCUCUUGUAUAAUCAUGGCAUUCUCAGGAUCCUCCUACAUGUUUGGUUUAUACUCUAACGAAGUCAAAACCUCUUUGGGUUACGACCAAUCAACUCUCAACUUAAUAAGCUUCUUCAAAGACCUUGGUGUCAACAUUGGAAUUUUGCCAGGACUAAUCAACGAGUUCAGCCCCCCUUGGGUUAUACUAGCCAUUGGUGCUGCCAUUAACUUCAUUGGUUACUUCAUGAUAUGGCUCUCUGUCACUGCACGCAUUGCUAAACCACAAGUUUGGCAAAUGUGUCUCUACUUUUACAUUGGUGCUAAUUCACAAUCUUUUUCCAAUACUAGUACCCUUGUCAACUGUGUCAAAAGCUUCCCACGAAGUCGAGGUUAUGUUAUUGGCCUUCUCAAGGGUUAUGUGGGUCUAAGUGGUGCUAUUUUCACUCAGCUAUACCAUGCCUUCUAUGGUGACAACUCCAAAGCUCUUAUCUUCUUCAUUGGUUGGCUUCCCACAGUCAUUUCCUUCAUUUUCCUUCCAACAGUUCGUGUGUUGAAUAUAGUGCCACAACUUAAAGAGAUCAAAGUCUUUUACAAGCUUCUAUAUAUUUCACUUGGGGUUGCUGGUUUUCUCAUGGUUUUGAUAGUCAUACAAAACAAGUUGACUUUUACUAGUGUUGAGUAUAUAGUGGAUAGCAUGUUGGUUCUUUUCUUGCUUCUUCUCCCACUUGUCCUUGUAUUUAAAGAAGAACUCAAAAUCUGGGAGGCUGAAAUCCAAGCCUCCAUUGAUGCAGAUGAUUCCCAAUUGAAAGUAGUGACUCAUGUUCCACCUUCAGUUAUGAAACAGCCACAGCCAGAAACACAAGACGCACAAGGUUCCACAAGCCCUCAAAGGGAAAUGUCUUGUGUAAGCAACAUGUUCAAACGUCCAAAUAGGGGUGAGGAUUACAAUAUCUUCCAAGCUCUUUUCAGCAUUGACAUGUUGAUUUUGUUCAUUGUGACAACAUGUGGUGUUGGUGGAACGUUGACGGUUCUUGACAACUUGGGACAGAUUGGCAACUCAUUGGGGUACUCCAAAAAAAGCCUUUCAUCGUUUGUGUCACUUGUGAGUAUAUGGAACUAUUUGGGAAGAGCAGCUUCUGGCUUUGCCUCUGAAUUCUUUUUGACCAAAUACAAGUUCCCUCGUCCCUUAAUGCUCACACUUGUUAUGCUUCUCUCUUGUGUUGGCCAUCUUUUUAUCGCCUUUGGUAUCCCAAACUCUCUUUACUUUGCUUCAGUGAUUACUGGGUUUUGCUUUGGGGCUAUAUGGCCUUUGAAUUUUGCAAUUGUGUCUGAAUUAUUUGGCCUCAAAUACUACUCAACGUUGUUUAGUUUUGGGGCAGUGGCAAGCCCUCUUGGGACCUAUAUACUGAAUGUGAAAGUGGCUGGUUAUUUUUAUGAUAAAGAGGCACUGAAACAAUUGGAGAUGAAGGGACUCACAAGACAACAUGGGAAGGAGUUAAGUUGCAUAGGAGUAGAUUGUUAUAGGAUGGCUUUUAUCAUAAUCACCAUAGCAACGUUGGUUGGUUGUUUCUUUUCUUUUAUUUUGGUGUUAAGGACUAAAAAGUUUUACAAAGGUGAUAUUUAUGAAAAAUUCAGAGUAGAACAAGACCCACCAGGGACUCUUGCAACUGGCGCCAAUUCCGACACCACAGAUUGCAAGGAAGAACCUGAUAAAAUCAAUGGAAACUGA